Molecule: messenger RNA, 683 nt
Organism: Drosophila montana
Lineage: Eukaryota; Metazoa; Arthropoda; Insecta; Diptera; Drosophilidae
Exons: 2
Coding region: 146-496 (116 amino acids)
Source: RefSeq, a predicted model, not a curated record
GCAGCCAUUUCUCAAUUGUAUAAAAAGCAAUGCUCGCGCACCAAUUAGUUACACUUACAAUUCCGCCGUCAAUCAGCUAACAGCUAUACAAAAGAAACUCAAUUGUUGUAAACUUAACACUAAAACCGAUCUAAAGCCAAACAAAAUGAUGUCUUACAAGCAUAUUUGGCAACUGGUCGCGUGCCUCGUUACCUUAGAAGUGGUUUGCGCCUAUCCCCAGGAACGCCACAGUUCCGUUGAAACCAAAGACCAAAGACUGACUGCAGACACUGUAACAGAUGUUGCGCAUUUGAAUCCCGAGCAGAAACUCGAGCAUCUCUACAAAUUUGAGCGCACAUUGAACAGGUUGCGCCGUGCUGUGGACGAUCUGUCCAAUGAGUAUGAGAAUGCCGAUGAUAUGGAACUGGCUGAGAUAAAUGUAUUUCGGCCACUGUUUCGUUAUCGCGGAGAAGUUGCCAGACGGGUGAAGAAUCCAACACCUCAACAGUUUGGCUAAAAUUUAGAUCCAUAAUUAUGGGCCUAGUUUAGUAUACUCAACUCAUCAGCUGCAUCAGUUUAUAACAUUAUCAUCACGUUUUGUACCAAAAGAUUUAGAUUUUAAAUUAAAAUUAAAAAAGAGACAACGUUAAGUUUGAUUAUUUAACAUUUAAAUACAUAUUUUAUUAGAUGUUUUAUACAUAGUA